Molecule: messenger RNA, 3617 nt
Organism: Lactuca sativa (garden lettuce)
Lineage: Eukaryota; Viridiplantae; Streptophyta; Magnoliopsida; Asterales; Asteraceae
Product: mitogen-activated protein kinase kinase kinase YODA
Biological process (GO): MAPK cascade; protein phosphorylation
Cellular component (GO): cytoplasm
Molecular function (GO): ATP binding; MAP kinase kinase kinase activity
Source: RefSeq, a predicted model, not a curated record
GGUUAAAUAAUAAAAUUACACAAAAUCUGUCUCAAAUUAAUUUCUCUAUCCUCUCUGUUGUGCUGCUUCUUUUCUUCAGCGUCUCUUCGGUAACUGACACACUUCUCUGCAAGAAAGCUGUAAAUUUCCCGCCGGCUUCCGGCACUUUCCUCUCCGGAAAAUAGGAAAAGGAAGAAAUAUGUAUGCCUACGUGCAUCUUGCAAGGUUAACUGGUGGCAUGCAACCCUUGAGGUUUUAGAAGAUAAGCAGACACGGGGCAAUGUACUUCACACGUGUAAAUUGCAAUUCUAAAAAUGGACAUUUUUGUUAUAACAAAACAGUAUCCAACAACAUGCUUCUUAUCUCAAACUAGUUAGAGAAGCAAUGCAAGAAGAGAAAGUUUGAGUAGCGCACGUUUCUAGCUUGACUUUUAGGGUUUACGGAGCACCUGUCUUUCGAUUUAUUGCUAUUUAUUUCAUGAUUACGGAAGCAGAGGCACAAGUUUUCCUAUUUAGUCAUGUUGAUGUUUGGCAAAAAUGUCAAAGGGAAUUGUUACCAAUUCUCAUUUCUGAUCUAGAGAUUGCAGAAUCAAUUGUGAUCUUCAAAUCAAGCACAAUUGAUACUACAGUCUUCACUACUACUCAAUUCAACAAUCAUGUCUCCAUGGUGGAACAAAUCCUCAUCUGAAGAAGUAAAGAAGAAGUCAAACAGUGGGGGUAUUUUCGGAACGAUUCAGAGAAAGCUGAAAAGCCCAUCUGAAUCAAAACACAAAUCAAAGGGAUCUAAUUCCCGUGUUGGUUCUCCAUCAACACUAGUGUCUCGAUCCCAAAGCUUUGCAGAAAGACCUCUUCCCCACCCACUCCCACUUCCUGAUGUUCAUCCUACUGCUGAUUCAGGAAAAAGGGCAUCAAGAAAAUCUGGAAUUGGGAAACGCUCCUCAUUGACACCUCAUAAACCUAGUCGUUCCCAAAAUGCCCCUGGUCAUGUGGAUGUUGAAGGUGAUGUGGCAACUGAUUCGGUUUUUACCGAUAGUUCAAGUGACAGUGAUGAUCCCUCUGAUUCACGGCUUCUAAGCCCUCAGGUAUCCGACUAUGAAAGAACUUACACAAACAGUCCUUCCAGUGCGGUUUACAAGAUCCAAAAUCAUCACAUUGCAACACAAAAGAGAAGGGAGAAAUUGAAGCCGGUGAACACAACCACGUGUCCGAACAACCAGACGGUGCCCACGUCACCAAAGCGGCGACCUUUAAGUCGCCACAUGGCGAAAUUACAGAUCCCUCAAUCUGGUGCUUUCUUUAGUGCUCCAGACAGUUCCAUGUCCAGCCCAUCUAGAAGUCCAAUGAGGGUAUUUGGGCCUGACCCGACUCUGACCUCUGGUUUAUGGGCCGGAAGGCCCUAUGCCGAUGCGGGUUUUCUUGGGUCGGGUCAGUGCUCUAGUCCCGGGUCGGGUCACAACUCGGGUCAUAACUCGGUUGGUGGAGACAUGUCUGCGACUCAGUUACUCUGGCAACAUAGUCGAUGCAGCCCUGAAUGCUCACCUAUACCUAGUCCUAGGAUGACUAGCCCUGGUCCUAGCUCAAGAAUACAAAGUGGGUCUGUCACCCCAUCACAUCCAAGAGCAUGUGGGUUGAACAUGGUGGACCCAUUUGCCAACUGGCCUGAUGAUGCGGUUACUGGAAGACAACAAAGUCACAGAUUACCCCUUCCACCUUUAACAAUCUCCAACAUUGGUCCUUAUUCACCCUCGUAUUCAACCGCAACUACCCCAACAGUUCCAAGAAGUCCAGGUAGAGCAGAUCUUUUGGUUGGCCAUGGUUCACGUUGGAAGAAAGGAAGGUUGCUUGGUAGAGGCACCUUUGGACAUGUUUAUCUUGGUUUCAACAGUGAGAGUGGGGAAAUGUGUGCAAUGAAGGAGGUGAUUUUAUUUGCGGAUGAUGCAAAGUCAAAGGAAAGCGCCCAACAGCUGGGGCAAGAAAUCGCACUGUUAAGUCGCUUGAGACAUCCAAACAUCGUACAAUACUAUGGAUCUGAGACAGUGGAUGACAAACUUUAUAUUUACUUGGAGUAUGUUUCGGGUGGUUCCAUUCAUAAGCUUCUCCAGGAUUAUGGUCAGUUGGGUGAAUUAGCUAUCCGAAGUUACACUCAUCAAAUUUUGUCAGGACUCGAGUAUUUGCACGCUAAGAAUACAGUCCACAGGGAUAUUAAAGGAGCAAAUAUACUGGUAGACCCUAACGGACGUGUAAAAUUGGCCGAUUUUGGGAUGGCAAAACAUAUUUCAGGGCCUUCAUGCCCGUUAUCCUUCAAGGGAAGCCCAUACUGGAUGGCACCCGAGGUUAUCAACAAUAAUUCAAACGGUUGCAAUCUUGCUGUGGAUAUAUGGAGUCUUGGGUGCACAGUGCUAGAAAUGGCUACAACUAAACCUCCUUGGAGUCAGUAUGAAGGGGUGGCUGCUUUGUUUAAGGUUGGAAACAGCAAAGAGCUUCCAUCAAUCCCUGAGCAUCUUUCCGAUGAAGGCAAAGAUUUUAUCUUGCAAUGCUUACAGAGGAACCCAUCACACCGCCCUACUGCUGCACAGCUUCUAGAACACCCUUUUGUUAUAAAUAUUGCUUCAUCUGAAAGAUUGAUACUGGAUCCAGGCCCAAUUACAAACGCAGUCAGAUUUCUGGGCAUUGGAUAUGGUUGUGAAGGAGUUUCUGUUGUUCACUCUCGAGGACCAAAAUCUAGUCCUGGAUUCAGUAACAUAUCAUGCCCGGUUUCUCAUUUGGGCAGCCCACUGUUGCAUCAAAGAUCUGUUCAAAAUAUGAAUGGAAGAGUAUCCCCAUCUCCAAUAUCAAGCCCGCGAAACAUCUCUGGUUCAUCCACCCCUCUAAAUGGAGCCAUUCCUUUCUACCACCACCAGCCAAGUGUGUUGUACACUCCUGAGUUCACAGGUUUGGGGAUGAGUUCACGGUCUCCCACUAGAUGUUUUGGACCUCCUCCAUCGUAUUAUCAUGACCCGAGGCCCGAUAUGUUUCGAGCAAUGCCUCAAGGGUCUCCCUUCUUUCAGGAGAUAGUUCCUUCUGACAACGAUUUUCUAGGGAACCAAAAAGAAAGAUACAGCGGGCAGUCGGUGCUUGUCAACCGUGUUUCCGAGCAGCUUCUCAGAGAUCAUGUCAAACAGAAUCCAGUCAUUGACCUCAACCCUCCUUCACCGGUGGUUAGUCGAAGAAGGAGUUGACCACCAGCAACUAAAAGAACAUAUUAUGAAUAAUAAUAUCUAUAUAUAUAAUAUAUCUAUAUCUAUAUUUAUCUUUCUUUUUUUUUUUUAUGCUCAUAAUCCCUUUUGGAAGCUGAAAUGGAAGGAGGGAUGCAGAUGGAUAGGUUCUGAAACUCCAGCAUUUAACAGUGGUUCGUGGUGGAUAUGUAAAGAAGUGUACACCUCAUACUAUGAGAAAGAGAAGGGAUUCAUGGGCUUGUUUUCAGGGGUUUUACUUUUACUGCCGUACAGGAAGAAGAGGGGUAGGUGAUAGAGUCUUAGAUUUUGUUGAAAAGUUUGUGCAUCCGUGGUUUAAACUAGAGUUAGGAUAUGAAAAAUAGUUACUUAACCAUCUUAUGUGCACAUCAAAAGCUUUAUCAAUGAGAAUGUUCUUUUUUUUUUU